This is a messenger RNA of Diospyros lotus (date-plum), 1420 nucleotides long. RefSeq lists its product as uncharacterized. The record is from RefSeq and is a predicted model, not a curated record. The coding region runs from base 215 to 1354 and encodes 379 amino acids. The transcript is spliced from 3 exons. NCBI's taxonomy places the organism in Eukaryota, Viridiplantae, Streptophyta, Magnoliopsida, Ericales, Ebenaceae.
UACUCCUAUUCCCAUUUUCAUUCCCAUUCUCAUCAUUCCCUUCGCAAUCCCCAAUUUGCCGAUGAUCCGAUCGAAACAGACAGCAUCUCUGCUCCAUUGAUCCAAAAAGUUACGGAAGAAAAGAAGAGAAGAGGAAAGAUUUAGAAAAGGAAACAGAGCAGCAUCGAUCGCUUCUUGUUUUUUGCUUGUUCGUCAUCUUCCCAUCGAUCGAUCGAUGAGGAAACUGUGCCCAAACUUCGACAGAGAAGAUGGGCUGGACACGGUGCUGGAGGUGCCCAUUCCGGAGGAGAUGUUCACCAACAUGGGCAACACCGCCGCUCUCCGGUGGCAGAACAUGCGCGCCUGGAUGAAGGCACAGCGCUCCGACAGCAAGUUGGCCACCGUCCUCGCCGGCGGCUCCAGCAAUGACCAGUUUAUGCUGUUGCUUAAGCUCAUUGGCUCCCCGCUCAUCCCCUUCCAGGUCCAGACCGGCCACACCAUGACUUUGCCCAUCAAAGAUGGCUCCAUUGAAGCUUCGACGGCGAAAUACAUAGUUCAACAGUAUACGGCGGCGACGGGGGGACAGGCGGCGUUGGACGCCGUGAACAGUAUGUACGCGGUGGGGCAGGUGAAGAUGGUGUCGUCGGACAUCCACCAAACGGGGGACACCGCGAACGCGAAGCGCAACUGCGAAGUGGGGGGGUUUGUGUUGUGGCAGAAGAAUCCCAACCUGUGGUUCCUGGAGCUGGUUGUUUCCGGCUUCAAAGUCAGCGCCGGUAGCGAUGGCAAAGUGUCGUGGAGCCAAUCCUCGUCCCAGCCAUCGCAGGCUUUCAAGGGCCCUCCCAGGCCUCUCCGCCGCUUCUUUCAGGGCCUGGAUCCAAGAUCAACAGCCAACCUGUUCUUGAACGCGAUGUGCAUAGGAGAGAAGUCGAUCAACAACGAAGCCUGCUUCACGCUCAAGCUGGACGCGAGCUCAGAAAUCAUGAAAUCGCAGAGCACGCCGCACACGGAGAUCGUGCACCACAAGAUUUGGGGCCAUUUCAGCCAGAGAACGGGGCUGUUGGUGAAGUUCGAGGAUUCGAAGCUCGUGAGAAUGAAGGCUUCGAGGGGAGACGAGAGCGUGUUCUGGGAGACUAGCAUGGAGUCUCUUAUCGACGAUUACAGGUGCAUCGAAGGCCUGAAUAUAGCCCACGGCGGCAAGACGACGGCGACCAUUUACCGGUACGGCCACACGCUCAAGCACCGGGCGAAGAUCGAGGAGACAUGGCGGAUUGAAGAGAUCGAUUUCAACAUUUGCGGCUUGACCAUGGAUUGCUUCUUGCCUCCUGCCGAUGUUAAGAAGGAACAAGACAGUGAUGAGCAACUCGUGAGCUAGAAUCCUUAUUUCACCACCUUUUGCAAAAUCUUUCACCUAUUAUCUUCUUUUUUUCCUUUUGUAUAU